Molecule: messenger RNA, 3031 nt
Organism: Fundulus heteroclitus (mummichog)
Lineage: Eukaryota; Metazoa; Chordata; Actinopteri; Cyprinodontiformes; Fundulidae
Gene: peds1a
Product: TMEM189_B_dmain domain-containing protein
Exons: 6
Coding region: 370-1221 (283 amino acids)
Molecular function (GO): oxidoreductase activity
Source: RefSeq, a predicted model, not a curated record
UUUUCCACUUUCUUAUGAGCAAAGUAAUUUGCAGACGGUCCCUAACGCCACCUUCUCCGCUGUAGUUGAACUCCUAUUUGUUGUAAUUUAACUGAAUUAAAACGUUAAUCUUAAAUUCUUGAGCCUAACGAGCGGUUUAAAGUAUUUCAGUUAGAGAUUAAAGCAGCGGUUGGUGGUCGCUGAUCAGCGGCUGUGUCCGCGGAGCGUUUCCGGGUUUCCGUCACCUGCUCCAGCCUCCAUCCUCCUGCAAGGCGGCCUCAAGCAGCUCCGGAGGCCCGGGAAGCGAACGGAACCAGCGCCGAUCAGCAGCCCCGGUUCACGCCCGCUCGCUGACAGCCGGAACCAGAGGCAGGGCGGCGGGCAGCAGCGAUGGCGGCGUCGCUUCUCUCGGAGACCGACAUCAGGCACCGGUCCAUGGCGGAGGAGGAUCCGAACGGGAACGAGCAUGGAGCGGCUGCACGCAGCGCGGCGCCCCGCUGGGGGCCGCAGCACGCCGGCGCCCGGCAGCUGGCCCGGCUCUACUCCCCAGGUAAACGAGUCCAGGAGUGGGUUUGUGUGAUUCUGUGCCUCUUCCUCUUCAUCAUCAACUUCUCCUUCCUCCUCCUGCACUUCUCCACCGUUCACAUCUACAAGAUCAUCCUUGGCAUUGUUUUGGGAAUCGUGACAGCAGAUUUUGCCUCGGGGAUUGUUCAUUGGGGAGCUGAUACCUGGGGAUCUGUGGAUAUUCCUGUUAUUGGGAAGGCUUUCAUCCGACCAUUCAGGGAGCACCACAUCGACCCAACCGCCAUCACUCGGCACGACUUCAUCGAAACCAACGGCGACAACUGCAUGAUCCCCAUCCUGCCACUUGCUCACAUGGCCUACAAGUUCCUCACAUACACACCAGAGGCCUUGGCGGCGUCUUACCCCUGGGAUUGCUACGUUUUCGCCUUGGCGGGAUUUGUGACGCUGACCAAUCAGAUCCACAAGUGGAGCCACUCCUACUUCGGCCUCCCACGCUGGGUGACUCUGCUGCAGGACUGGCACCUGGUGCUGCCACGGAAACACCACCGCAUCCACCAUGUUUCACCGCACGAGACGUACUACUGCAUCACCACAGGUUGGUGCAACUAUCCGCUGGACCGGCUGGGCUUUUGGAGGCGGAUGGAGCGGCUGAUCGAACACGUGACGGGCCAGAGGCCCCGAUCAGACGACAUGGCGUGGGCCAAGAAGACCGACUGACAAAUAAACCCAGUGAAACCAACAAUGAGAGGGAGUUGGGCGUGCGAAUGCAAACCUGCAGAUGUAGAAAUGACGGAUGGAGGGUUAGACACCGACGCAAACAUUCUUCUGCUGUCUCUGCGCUUCUUGCUUUUUUCCCGCUUCAGAACAAACGAUGUGUGCAAAGAAAGAGGAAAAAAGUUGAGGUUGGAGGAAGAGCCUCCUGGAUGUCCUGCGUCCGUCGGCCUCUUUGAUCCCUGAGGUCUGCGUUUAGUCCUGGUUCAGGUUUCUGGAGGUUGGGCUCUCCAGAAGAGGCACUGAGCUGUUUGUGAAGCGACGCGUCAGGAAGGGAAACGCUCAGUUGGUGUCUCUGUUUUCUGUUUUGUUCUUGAUUUAUUGGGAUAACCUUUUGACGGACACCAAGAACCAAGCGGGUAAAACGGCCAAAUAUGCGACAGGAGGGCAAAAAAACAGAUAUAUGCUGAGUUGAACUCGUGAUCUUCUCUUUUUAACACACCUGCAUGUAGAAACAAGGGCACCUAAAAUAAGCUUAAUAACUAACUUAUGGUUAUUAAUUGAGCAGGUGUUGGUUAGAUCAGAUCAGGCUCUUAUGGCUCAUUUAAACUUUCUUAUCUGCCAUAUAAUAAGAUUUGAGAUGAAUCCACGCUUUUCUGGAAACAAACCAGGUUUAGGAUCCUGAACUGCAGUCAACAUUAGACACCAGCCCAAAAUAAAAGGCAAAAAAAGAAAAAACGAGGCUACUGAUGAGUAUAAAUUAAAACAAUAAGGUCCUAAUGUUGGUCUACCAAACCAAUUAACUGCUACAAACUGACAAACCAACCAAUUUAACCCAAAUUAACAGAUCGAUCCACCAAAAUGACCGAAAACAUAUUAUCACCAGGUUGGUUCAAUAAUCAAGGAAAACUGCAACUUUUUUUAAUGUGAAUCUUAAAUUUUGUUGCAUUUAUUUAUUAUGACUGCUGUAAACUAUCAGUCAGCUGUGUAUUGUCACCAGUGGUGGUUAAUCCAACAGAUUAACCAAAAAAAGAAGCCCAGAGGACGGAGGGAGCUCUUCUAAGGAACUGCUGUUUGCCACAACAUUUAUCAAGUCCACGUCUAAAUGAUCUAGUUUGUGCUGUGGUCUUGUUGAGGCCUCCAGUCUGAAUCUCAAAGCGCUGCUUCUCUGCAGGGGAUCAGGUUUGGUUGCAGUAGAUCUUACAGCCAGUUACAGACAAACCGUCUUGAUCAGAAUGACUUUCCUGACGGAAACAGAAACAAACCGAGGUCCCAGUGUUGCAGGUGCAUGUAAUGUAAGUGUAGCUCACUAGGUGGCGCUCCUGUCCAACAGGGCAACGUAUUUUCACGUUUAUCUGUGAUCUGACGUUAAGCAUUUCACUUACUGACAGAUUUUAGAGCUUAAAAAGGGUGAGUUUAAACAAACCUUUUCACAAAAUACACCAAAACGUGUGUGAUGUUCUUUCAUUAACUGUCUGUAGUGAUACUUUGUGCAUUUUCCACCCAAAAUAAUAAAACAGGUGAAAAAGUUUUCAACUGAAAAUAACGGGAUUUCGUUGAAAUGAGAGAGAAGGCCAUCUGCUUUCUGGAGCCGAAUCAACAGUGCUGAUAACACAAGUAACACAGGAACAUCUUGAUUUAAACUCCUUCCAUAGCUACAGUUUCCAGGCCUCAUUUACAGUUUAAACAAUCAAAGGCAGGUAUUUUUGUUUUUGUCUAUUUUCACCCACUGCUGGAGAACUCACAUUUCAUUCCAGCUCUAAAUGAAUCUUUCCAAACUGGAAUAAGGUCUCUUUAACUGGUCGUUUCUCCUUCA